Molecule: messenger RNA, 1602 nt
Organism: Didymella exigua CBS 183.55
Lineage: Eukaryota; Fungi; Ascomycota; Dothideomycetes; Pleosporales; Didymellaceae
Product: methyltransferase
Exons: 2
Coding region: 28-1335 (435 amino acids)
Molecular function (GO): S-adenosylmethionine-dependent methyltransferase activity
Source: RefSeq, a predicted model, not a curated record
GCACUGUUUUUGCUACUUCGCAUCGCUAUGGACGACGCCAACAUGGAAGGGAAAGAGUGGGAGGGCGACUUCGACCCUUUAGCAGACCCGGAAGAGAAGAGACAUUUACUCUCGGUCUUGGAGUCCUUUCGUUCGUAUCGCCGUCUGGCUCACUUAAAUGGCACGCAUGUUCGGCGCCAGGCAUUCUACUCUCUACCUCAAGAAUACUGGACGAUGUUGUCGAAGCCGCCGUUUUCAUUCCUGGACUCCCUGAACAGACUGGACGACCUCAUUGACAGUAAUGCGGAACUUGCCGAAGCCAUCUUCACGGCUGGAUUCAAGGGCUUUAUUGCCCCAACUAUUGACAGUGACUGGGUCGCUUCGAUCAUACCUGAAAAGUUUGCUCGAGACGAGUAUCGGAUUUAUUCAAUCGUCAUGGAUCAUCUCAAUGUUCAAACGACCCAAAAUGAUAUGGACAAGGCAAGGAGUUGCAUCAAUCAGUUCUACCGUGAUUGGACUGCUGCGGGCAACGUUGAACGAGAAAAAUGCUUUGGUCCAGUAUUGGAGGCCUUGAAUGCAGAAUUCACGGCCCGAUCACUGUCUAACCCGACCUUGGACAGGUCAGAAAUCAAGGUCUUAGUGCCUGGCGCUGGACUUGGUCGUUUUGUCUUCGACAUUUCUCAAGUUGGUUUCAGCGUCGAAGGAAACGAGAUCUCGUAUCAUGAAUUGAUGGCGAGCUCUAUGGUGCUAAAUCACACUCAGAAAGCUGAGCAGUUCAGCAUUGCUCCUUUCGUUCUGAGCUGCUCGAACCACCUCUCUCGUGCCGAUCAAUUCCAGACAUUCGCUAUUCCUGAUAUACAUCCAGGCACUGCUUUAGCGAUAAAUGAAGGCUCGAAAGUUCCAGCAAACGAGAGAAUGAGCAUGUCAACAGGCGACUUUUGCGUUCUGUACAGCUCGCCAGACUAUAAAGGUGCAUUCGAAGCCGUUGCGACUGUCUUCUUCAUUGACACUGCGCCCAACAUCAUCCGGUACAUCGAAGCUGUGCGCAAUUGUCUCAAGCCUGGAGGCCUAUGGAUCAAUCUCGGGCCACUGCUGUGGCAUCAACCACCUCAAGGACCAAAGAGUCCUGAAGAGAACGAUCACAGCCAUGGGUAUUCUUAUGCUCACGAUGCAGGCAUCGGCGACCCGGGCUCUGUCGAGCUCACCAACGAUGAAGUAAUGGCACUGGUAGAGCAUCUGGGAUUCUGUAUUGAGAAGCAGGAAUCUGGCACGAUAGAGACGGGUUACAUUUCAAACCCCAGGAGCAUGCUUCAGAAUACUUAUCGUCCCGUGUUCUGGAUUGCUAGGAAGAGGUGACUGUAAAGAAGCACCUAAUAUCAGUGUUUGUGUACAUGACAAUAUUGCUGAGUCUGAUUUCCACUUCUGUCCGAAAAGAGUAUGCACUUCGACUGUGCACAAGUUUCUCAAAGAGCCACAUCGUGUACAGCGUACGAUUGGGCGCUCUUCCGCUUCAGUUCCAGCUAUGCAUGGCACCUGAAGUAUACUGCCUACAUUUGCACAUUUCUGAAUUGUCACAACUGUAGAUGCUCGUUGAGUUGUUUGAGGUUAUACGCCGCUCAAGAC